Messenger RNA from Paraglomus brasilianum, 666 nucleotides. NCBI's taxonomy places the organism in Eukaryota, Fungi, Glomeromycota, Glomeromycetes, Paraglomerales, Paraglomeraceae. The record is from the annotation of a GenBank genome assembly.
AUGCCAUUUACGAAAUCAAAGAAAAACUCGGGUCUCGGAAGAGCUAUCAUUCGCGACCGUUUUAAAAAUGGCACUCGCCCACGUGAUGGAGAUACAACUUUGCAUACCACAGACCUAAACGAUGGAUCAAGCUGGACUAAAUUACAAUCAGUCACUCAACAGAGAGAUCUCGAUGAAUUCUUGGAUACGGCCCAAUUAGCUGGCCAUUCAUUUGCUGCCGAACGCCAGAACAUUAAAAUCGUCACAAAUACAUAUCAAAAUCCGUUUCUCCUAACUGCUGAUAAGGAGAAAGAAGUUAUUACGAGGCACGAGGAGAACAGAGACAAACUAACAAUACCGAGAAGGCCGAAAUGGACCAAGUCGACAACAGCAGAACAGCUAGAGAUUGACGAAAGGGAAGCAUUUCUGAAUUGGCGAAGGAGUCUAGCGUAUCUACAAGAAAAGGAAGACUUCCUUCUUACCCCAUUUGAGCGAAAUAUUGAAGUAUGGCGCCAAUUAUGGAGAGUGAUUGAACGAUCAGACUUGGUCGUUCAAAUAGUCGAUGCGCGAAAUCCAUUAUUUUUCAGAUCAAGUGAUUUGGAAAGAUACGUGAAAGAGGUUGACGAGAAAAAGAAGAAUUUAUUAUUAAUCAACAAAGCCGACUUGCUAACUGCCGAACAGAGGUAG